AUGUUUCCUGAUAAAUGGAAAUUUGCUAUAAUAAUUCCUAUACCAAAGUCUGGAAAAGAUCCACAAGAGCCAUCUAACUAUAGACCAAUAGCUCUUACCAGUUGUUUGUGUAAAGUGUUUGAAAAAAUGGUAAACGCACGCCUCGUUCAUAUACUGGAGGAAAAGGAAUUUAUUUCCCCUUUUCAAAGCGGUUUUCGAAAGAAUCGUUCAACAAUUGAUAAUCUUUUGGCCUUGGAAACGGAUAUUCGAAUGGCCUUUAUAAAAAGGAAUCAUUUGGUGUCAGUAUUUUUUGAUAUAAAUAAAGCAUAUGAUCGAGCAUGGAGAUAUGGGAUCAUGAAAAAUCUUUACGACCUUAAAUUUAGAGGGCAUUUACCUCUUUUUAUUCAAAAUUUUUUACACCAGAGAUAUUUUAAAGUGCGGCUUGGGAAUACCUAUUCCAAUGUUUAUUGCCAGGAAGAAGGUGUCCCACAGGGCUGUAUAUUAAGUGUGACACUCUUUGUUUUAGCUCUUAAUCCUAUUUUAUCUGUUGUACCAGCAAGUGUUAGCAAGACGCUGUAUGUAGAUGAUAUGCAAAUUUCUUUCUACGCCCGUGACAUGCGAUACAUUGAGAGACAGCUUCAGACAGCGAUAAAUAAUAUUGUAGAGUGGUCAAAUAAACACGGUUUCACAUUCUCUCCUCAGAAAACAGUUGCAAUGCACCUCUGCAAACGUCCUCUUCAUCCAGAGCCAGAGUUAUUCUUGAACGGUAAUCUAAUUUCCAUUCAGGAUCAGCACAAAUUUCUAGGAAUUAUACUUGAUAAAAGAUUUACUUUCCUUCCGCACAUUACAUAUUUGCGGAGUAAAUGCCUGAAGUCACUAAACAUACUGAGGGUUUUAUCCAAUACUUCUUGGGGUGCUGGUGCUCGAUCGUCUUUGUUAAGAGUCUACCGAAGUAUCAUUCGAUCAACAAUUAAUUAUGGAUGUGUUAUCUAUGGUUCUGCUAAGCAAUCUUACCUUAAACGUUUGAACGUUGUUCAUCAAGCUCUCCGAUUGUGCAUUAAAGCAUUCAGGACAUCACCAGUAGCUAGUUUAUAUGCUGAAGCGUCUGAUCCUCCUUUGUCUAAUAGGAGAUUGAAGCUAUCAUUGUUUUAUUUCUAUCAUGUUUUAUCCAAUAAACGCCAUCCUUUUCAUGAGAAAUUCCAGAAUGACGUUAACGACCGUUUGUUUAAUUCGUGCAAAUCCUACAUACCUCAUUUGGGAUUGCGUAUACGAAGAAUAUUACCAAAUGAUUUUACCGAUAUACAGAUAUAUGCGGAUGAUAGUCCAAAUUCAGCUCCAUGGAUAGAAAAUAAAUUACACUAUAAAGACCCAUUGAAACAAUUUAGAAAAUCUGACACUGAUAGCUCGGUUUUUAUUUCACUUUUUAAACAUCAUCGGGAAUUUUACUGUUCUUAUGAACCCAUUUUUACGGAUGGUUCUAAGUCACCUCAUCAUGUGGGUUGCGCAUUUGUUCAUGGUCAUCGCAUUAUAAGUUAUAAACUCCAUCCUUUUACUUCUGUUUUUACCUCGGAAUUAACUGCUAUUUACUUAGCCCUCAAAUAUAUUGAUGAACAACAGAUCCAUAAGUCUGUUAUUUACACGGACUCUCUGAGUGUUCUGCAGGCUCUAAACUCUUCAUCUCUAGGUCAUCCACUUCUACAGGAAGUGAAGAAGAUAUACCGUCUUCUAUAUUUGAAAAAUAUUAGAGUUUUGCUUUCCUGGAUCCCUUCGCACAUGGGUAUUUCUGGAAAUGAAAUCGCAGAUACAGUAGCUAAGUCAGCGAGUGUAAUUUUGCCCCAACGUAUUUCUUAUAAAGAUAUGCGUACAGCUAUUAUUCAUUGGUGCCAUCGCCAGUGGCAAAAUCAAUGGGACAUGGAAACUAACAACAAGCUUCACUUUAUUAAACCACAAUUGGCCAACUGGUGUUCAAAACUAAGCAGGCGCUAUGAUGUAAUUUUAUCCCGACUACGCAUUGGUCACACUCGUUUGACACAUAGAUUUUUACUUUUUGCCGAACCACCACUAGUAUGUUUUAAUUGUGGAGAUAUUUUAACAAUCCGACACAUUUUAAUAGAAUACGCAAGAUUCUAUUAA
Argiope bruennichi is the source of this 2112-nucleotide messenger RNA. RefSeq lists its product as uncharacterized. NCBI's taxonomy places the organism in Eukaryota, Metazoa, Arthropoda, Arachnida, Araneae, Araneidae. The coding region runs from base 1 to 2112 and encodes 703 amino acids. The record is from RefSeq and is a predicted model, not a curated record. Gene Ontology annotation, molecular function: RNA-DNA hybrid ribonuclease activity; nucleic acid binding. The transcript has a single exon.